Messenger RNA from Peniophora sp. CBMAI 1063, 399 nucleotides. NCBI's taxonomy places the organism in Eukaryota, Fungi, Basidiomycota, Agaricomycetes, Russulales, Peniophoraceae. The record is from the annotation of a GenBank genome assembly.
AUGAGCCCAUAUUGCAUAAUCGACAUCGGCGCCAAGUAUCUACUCGAAGUGCCGACCGGCAACUCCUCCAUCUCGCAGCUCAAUUGGCACCCCAAGAGCGCUAUCGUCCGUCAUCCGCACGGGAACGACGCGCCUCUGUGCAUGUUCGUCGCUCCGACACAUACCAGUCUCGACCGGGCCAACCUCACAACACUCCCGUCCUUCGCCCUCUUACACUCACAACGAGCGACCGCCACACGCGUAGCCGCGCAAUCCAUGACCUCAAAGACGAGGUUGGCUCGAUUCUCAUACCCCGCCGUUUUCCAACUCUGCGUACGGCAUCGUAUGCAGCGCGAGCCGUCUCACGUUCGGCGUAUCCGCGCGGCCCAGCGUCGACAUUCGCUCGGGGAACAUCAAUGA